AUUCAACAAUUGCAACAACAAAUCGGAUCCCAUGCCUCUCGAAACAGUUCAAACAAUAGCUCUUUGCUUAAGUCGGGCCUAUCAGUGAAAGAACAAUAUUUAGCCCGAUCUCGAUAUGUGGCCGGACAGACAGUCAAGAAUGCUUCCUAUCGUAACUCAGUGCAUGAAUUGAACAUGGUUCAUGCGAUAUAUGGGAAUGGGUUCGCGACAAAUGUGAACCGAAGACAAUCAUUAAUAUCUGUUCAUUCGACUCAAAACGGAGGGCCUCUCAUAGCAGCCAAUGUGACGGGAAAGACAGACUGGGCGGCC
Molecule: messenger RNA, 309 nt
Organism: Medioppia subpectinata
Lineage: Eukaryota; Metazoa; Arthropoda; Arachnida; Sarcoptiformes; Oppiidae
Source: the annotation of a GenBank genome assembly